Chelonus insularis is the source of this 5669-nucleotide messenger RNA. RefSeq names its product homer protein (gene homer). The record is from RefSeq and is a predicted model, not a curated record. Gene Ontology annotation, molecular function: G protein-coupled glutamate receptor binding. The transcript has 6 exons. Lineage: Eukaryota; Metazoa; Arthropoda; Insecta; Hymenoptera; Braconidae. Gene Ontology annotation, biological process: G protein-coupled glutamate receptor signaling pathway; regulation of store-operated calcium entry. Gene Ontology annotation, cellular component: dendrite; cytoplasm; plasma membrane. Bases 770 to 2044 code for a protein of 424 amino acids.
AGAAUGCAGUAAAAGAAAAGCGUGGGAAGGCCCAUUACUCAUUCCACUUAUUUUUAUUUUAAUAAUGGUAUGCUGACUAAUUAGUUCUUAUUAAGAUAAAUACGUAACGAUAUAAAAAUAAGUAGUGGGUUAUUUUUAUAAAAAAGUACAUAUUUUGAAGUAAAAAAAUAUUAGGAGUGACCAAAAAACAUUUUCUUUUUAAAUUCGUGAAAUUCCCACAAUAUCUUCAAAUGCAAGUGCAUCAUACUUAUUUAUAAUCUAUAGUAUAUGUUUAUUCAUAUGUACACAGUGAUUAAAGGUGUAGUUUAUCACACAUACAACCGUUAUAUCUAUUGCGGUAAGUGAAAGGCAGCACUUGUCACGAAAAAUCGAUUAAACGCAGAGUGCUGGUAGUAAAACUCGCCUAGUUCACGUUGUCUCAUGAUCACUAGAGGAUCAGAAACAUCAGGAGACUAACGAAUGGCGACUUUAGUCGUCUGGUUUUUCUUUAUCUUUUGUGGAAAAUCAUUUUUUUGAAACUACAUAAAAUAUAUAAAGUUCGAAAGCUCAAGUUCUAUAGCAUUGUUAUAAAGUAUUCGUGAAAAUUUGUUAAUUAUUGUGGAAAAAACAACUGUAGCCUCGGAAUAAAUUUUUUUUGACUCAACUAAACCAUCAAAACUAUUUCAAAUCUACCACUGUUCAAUAAUUUGUUACAUAAAUUAAUCCUUAGUAAAGAACUCGGGGCUUAUUCCCGAUUUUCUAUGAGUCUGUGGAUUUAACAUCAAUUCCUAUGACAUCCGGAAAGGAAACGAUGGGUGAACAGCCAAUUUUCACAUGCAAGGCGCAUGUGUUUCAUAUAGACCCCAAGACCAAGAGGUCGUGGGUUUCAGCAUCCACAGCUGCGGUGUCUGUGUCCUUUUUCUAUGAUUCUACAAGAAGUUUGUACAGGAUUAUUUCGGUUGAAGGAACAAAGGCCGUUAUAAAUAGCACAAUUACUCCAAAUAUGACUUUUACUAAAACUUCACAAAAGUUUGGCCAAUGGUCUGAUGUAAGAGCUAAUACAGUUUAUGGAUUAGGAUUCUCGUCAGAAGCUGAAUUAGGGAAGUUUAUUGAAAAAUUCCAUGAAGUAAAAGAAGCCACUAAAUUAGCUGGAACGAAGUUGCAAUCAAACAGUUCAUCAGUUACACCGUCGACUAGUGCAAAUGUCAGUCCAAUAACUCAACGAUCAUGCAUGCCUUCAUCAGAACAAGAUUUAAUUGAUCCUCCAAACUCUUCUAUGAUAAAUUCUAACACGACAACUUCAAGUAACUCAAAUACAAAUGCAAAUGUAAUAGUGGGGUACAGUGGGUCAUCAGUUAGUAGUAGUCCCUUACCAGGAGCAUGUCAAAUAAAAGCUGAUGAAGAAUUAAAAAAUGCUAUUCAUGCGAGAUCACAACAGAUAGCGGCAUCUCAACAGAGUACAGAAAGUCCGCAACAUCAAGGGAAAUCGGGUCAAAUUAAUUCAAAUCAAAGCGGGCAGUCGACUGAGAUGCAGUUAAAGUACGAAAAUGAUAGGCUUAAACUUGCUCUUGCUCAGAGUUCAGCUAAUGCAAAGAAAUGGGAGAUUGAAUUAGCCAUGCUUAAAACUAAUAAUACUAGAUUAACUAGUGCAUUACAAGAGUCGACAGCCAAUGUUGAUGAGUGGAAACGACAAUUGCAAAUGUAUAAAGAAGAAAAUGCACGUAUUAAAGCUAGGUAUACAGAUUUAGAAGGUGGAAAAAUAUCAGAAGGUAACAGUGAAGCUCUUAAGCUGAGAGUUGAAGCAUUGGAAAAUGAAUUAAGAACAAGAAAUGAAGAAUUAAAAGCUCUUACAAUGGCAACAAAAAACAAAGAUUUUUUGGCUUUACAAAAAGAAAAUACCGAACUUCGUCAUACAUUAAGUUUGGUUCACGAGCAGUUGGAGCUUGCGUUAAGUGCUAAUAAAGUUCAAAAACAAAACUUGGAAACGUUAAACUCUCGACUAGCUGGAUAUAUUCAAGAUUUAGCUACAGUGCAUCGAGAAAUUACGAACACACUACAAACUUAAAUACGUAUGUAUUUACAAUUUUUAUUGCAAUUACGACGCAGGACGUAACGAUUUUCUUUGAUGACUAAAAUAAUUUGAGUAAUAUGGUUUUAAAAGUAACAAUUAAAGAAAAAAACUAUUAAUGAAAAAUUAACCGACAGUGGUUAAAAUAAUUAAAAUAAUAAUUAAAACAAUAAAUAAAACGAAGGGCCACGUUCCAAAAAAAUACAUAUCGUAGUAGACUCCUUCCAAAAGAAUUAUUUAUUUCAAUUGUGCCACCAAAACAAUCUCGAAUCUCAAUAUUUAUUCUAUUGUUGUGCCACUCUGUAGAUUUUGUUGUUAUAAAAAAAUAAGAAUCGUUUUCGAAUCUCUUUUACUCGAACUAAAAUAAGAAUUCUCAGGCAACUGCAUUUUUUAAAUAAAACUUUUUAAAGCUUAGAUAAUUAAUAAAUCGUUAUCGAGCACAAAUGCCAUAAUUGUAUAAAUGUAUUUAUCAUAAUUAAAUCAUGAUUAGACAGUUAUCAAAUAAUAAUUAAAUAUUAAUUUAAACGAUAUAGAUAUUAUUUUUAAUGAGACUGAAUUUUUUUAGACUAUUAGUUUUGUAUUAUUCUAUUGAUUCGCUUCCAAGAUUGACAAUGAAAGAGCUUAAAGGAGCUUAAUAAUAAUAAUUAUUAUUAUAAUAGUAAUAACACAAAAAUGUAAACGAGUGGAGGAGUUAUAAAAACAUAUCAUAUUAAUUGAUAUGUAUUCAUUAAAUAAAUGUGUCGGUUUUUUUGGAACCCGUCCCUUUGGUUGAUAAAUAAAUGCGACGAUGGCGAUUUACAUCGAAUGCGCCUCAUAAAGUGCACAAUUGCAGUUAGUAAUAAUUAGUUAAUUAGAUGAAAAGAAUGAGAGAGAUUGAAUUAAUUGAAUGAUUUAUUUCAAAUAAAAUUGUUAGCAAUACUUAAUUAAUUUAUUAUAUUAAGAUUUUGAAUAUUAUAUUUAUUAUUUAAUCGGUUGUGAUAAAAUGAUUAGAGAGAAUAUUGCUGACAAUUACACUGUAAUAGCUGAUUGAAAUCAUCUGUCAAUCUUGAAUAAGUGUUGCAAAUUUUUUUAUUAGAAAAUUAAUCAUUUGAUUAAACAUUUGAACUUUUAACGAUUUUAUUUUCAUUAAUGACUCAAUGAGGACAUCGAUAAUUAUUUGGCCUGAACAUUGAGUGAUUACUUUUAAUCAUUUUUAAAAAAAAUAUUAAUAAAAAUGAAUUAAGAUAUCUAGUUGAAAUACUUAGAUAUUAAUAAGUAGACAAUUUUCAAUAAAUUUAGGUAUACAUUAGUUUAGUUUUAAUUGAGAAGAAAAAGUUUAAUAAAAUAAAUUAACGAGUGGAUUAAUGGAACAAAGUGUCAAUCAUCUUUGUUGAGGCUUAAUAUUAAUCGAAAUAUUGAUCAAUAUUGAUGAAGCACCUGUCAAAUAAGAUGAUGAGAUUGCACAAUAAUUUUUGGCGAAUUUGCACAUUCUCAGGUACUUGCAAAAAUAAUUCACUCUUGAAUAAUGCGAGACCCUAUUGAUUUUUAUUACUAUUUCGCAUGUAUGCGGGGAGAACAUAAUAGAGAUAUUUUAAUUAUUUAUUAAUCAAGAUUUUAACCUUUUCAAAUUUUAUUUUUUUUAUAGUUUUUAUUUAUUUUUAUUUUAUAACUACAACUGCCUAAGUAUUUUUAUUUUCCAGAAUAGUUAUUAAUAACAAUGAUUUAAAAUACUACUUUUUUUUUAUGUGAAAAUUCUCUAACGAUCAGAAAAAAACUUUUAUAAAAAUUUAUCAAGUAACAUAGGAGAAUAUGAAAAGGUUAAAAAUAAUAUACCAUAAUCAAUGGAGUUGAAUUUUAAGUUUGUAAAAGUUUUGCAUGUGUAUUUGUUAUAGAUAAUAAUUAACCAUUUUUUUAUUUCAUUUAUUAUUUAUUAUUUAAGCCGAAUAGGUUAUUAUUGUUGCCAAUGAGAAGAUGUAUUAUGAUCUCAGUCAAUCGAUAAAUAAUAAAUAAUGAUUAUACUCUUAAUAAUAAAUAGGCAUCUAGUCCUCCUCGUAUACGAGCUAAUGCACAAAAAUGGGGGAAAAAAUUUGAAAUAAAAAAAAAAACGAAAGGUGCAAAUCAUAUUUCAAUAUACAUACUAUCAGAUUAGGACAUUGUUGUGUUUUAUAAACUAUCAGAAGCAAUGAUUCGUAUUUCUAAAUAUCAAAAAUCAAUGAGAGAAUUUAAUGUGUAAGCUUUGACCUUUAUAGAACCGAUCGAUCUUAUUGGUAUCUUAUAAAUAUGGAUAAUUUAUUAUCAAUUGAAUAUUUACUAGGAUAUUUCAAUUAAUUUUUUUAAUAACAAAUUUUUUAAUUUUAUUAUUUAACGCGCCUGUUACUUCAUUAUAAGAAAAAAUGCUCAUGUCAUAAGACAAUAUUUUGUAACUUCAUUUUAUUAAUGAAAUUGUGAGCUUCUCUUUAUUGCAAUCGAUUGCAUUUUAUCAUUGUAUUUAUGACGAAAAUUUAAUAAUAAUUAUACAUUUUUUAACGACUAAAAUACUAAGAGCAACUAUUAGGAAUUCACAUGAUGAUCAAAAAUAAUAUUUAUGUUAUUUUAGUUAUUAUUACUAUUUUUAUGUUUAAUUAAUAUUAUUUUCUUUCAUCAAUUAUGCUCAAAAACAUACAAAUCAAAUUAGCUAUUCUUUAAUCUAUUUUUUUUUUUAAUAUAGAAUGAUAGUUUAUUCUUAAAAAAGUUAUUCUUAAAACUUCUAAUGGAUCUUCUUUGGGCAUUAUGUGAAUUUUCGAGCUCAAAUAAUCAAUUAACCAAUAAUUUUAACGGUUAUUAACGAGGAUACAAUUUUUUUGCCUAUUUUAUAAUUUUGUUUUGUAAAAUCUGUUUUAAUAUCUAAUAUAAGGUCGUUACAUGACGUUUUUAUACAUAAAAAAUAAGAAAAAAAGUAACAAAUAUCCAGAUACCAAAUAUCUUUAUUCCUUGGUAAGAAAUAAGUCAGCUGUGUGUUUAACGUUUUAUAAGAAGAUUUCAUGCGUUCAUCUUUUAACUGAUAGAUAAGUUUAUAUUUUAAACUCUCAACUAUCAAUUAUUAUGAUAGAAGAAAAAAGCAAAAAAAUCAAUAACAAAAAUUAAGUAUUAUAUAUUGGAGAUUAACGUCUAUUUAAUGAGUUGGUUUGUUAUGUUGGUUUCUGUAUCAAUUUAUACAUUUGAUUAUGAUUAAUAUUGUCAAAAUUACUAGAAGAAUUGUUUAUUUAUAUGUUUGUAAUGAUUGGUGAAAAUAAAUAAUAUAAUGUUCCUCAAGUGGAUGGUCGGUACAAACAACAAUAACAACAAUGUACAUAAAAAACUCUUUGAUUAAGUUUUAUUAACAUAGAAAAAAAAGAAAAGCUUGUCAGAUAUUGAAGCAUUGAUGUUUUUCAACAUUGAGAAAUGAAUGAUUAGAUUGUCAUCAAAAAUAUUAUAAUUUAAAAAAUUGUGUACGUUUUUAACAUGAAAAAAAUGAACAAAUAAAAUGAAAUAAACCUGCAAAUUUUAAAACGCAUGGUUUACGUAGUGACAAAAUUAACCGAUUCAUUUAGAGUAUCAUCAUCAUGUUGUACUCCAUACGGUUGAUAGAUGAAAUAAAGUUGGCAAUAUACUUCCUAUUGAGUAA